GCGGGAUAGCUCGGCCAACUAGCCAGUAGAAAAGGAAGGAAACGGCCAAAAAAUAAAAAAUAAAAUCAAAGAGUUGUUAGGGGUAGAGGGGUAGCAUUGCCAGGCAACGACUGACUGGGCACUCCUCGAGUAUAGGCGGGCGCGUCCUGGUAGUGGAACGGCGCAGUGCAUGAUGGGAAGUGGCAAUGCGAAACGGGGAGACCGCUGUUUGAAAGGCGCAGGGGGUGAUGGGAAGUGUCAGAGUUAGUAAAGCCAGGUGGGCUUGUCAGCCUAGAGAUGCUGAAUUUCUACCUGUUGUGAUGCAACUGUUAAAGUUCCAGGAGCUGUAUCAGGAUAAAUCGGGACAGCAGAUCUCUCAUCCCUAGCCGACAACGAAUCCCUCUGUGGCGGCCAUGGUGGUGGAGGUGUGCAGCUUCUUUGGAGUCUACCUUCUGUACUGCACCAACCCCCGUUACCAUGGCCGAGUUUACGUUGGCUUCACUGUGAAUCCUGAACGACGGAUAAGUCAGCAUAACGCUGGGAAGCGUCGUGGAGGGGCUUGGAAGACAAGUGGCCGCGGGCCUUGGGACAUGGUGCUGAUAAUUCAUGGCUUCCCCUCUGAUGUGGCUGCCCUGCGGUUUGAAUGGGCUUGGCAGCACCCACAUGCCUCCCGCCGUCUCACCCACGUCACCCGCCGCACUUCAAAGGAGCGCCAGUUUGACUUCCACCUACGUGUAUUAGCCCACAUGCUCCGAACUGCCCCCUGGUGCCGCCUGCCCCUCACCAUACGUUGGCUCAAGCAGGAAUACCACCGAGACUUUCCUCCGGGCUUGGAACCUCCCUUACACAUGCCAGUAGCCUUUGGUCAAGUCCGUGCUGUCAGAGGAACCCAGGGAGCGAGGACAGAGUCCUCCGAAGAACUACCAGUGACUCCAAAACGCUGCAGCAUCUGUCUGAAAAGGUUCCAGGAUGGGGAGGAGGAGGAUAUCCCCUUGCGUUGUUUCCACGCUGGCUGCUCCAUGGCAGCCCAUGUUAUCUGCCUGGCCCGAACUUUCCUACAGAAGGAACCUGAUCAGUUCUUGCCCGUAGAAGGGCAGUGCCCAGGCUGCAAGAAUCUUGUGCUCUGGGGAGACCUGAUUCGCCACCAUAAAGGGUGCUACGGAGACCUAGAGGCCGACCCCACCUCCUCCCAGGAACACUGGGCUGAUGAGCUGAACUGUGAAGGAGGUAGCGGAAACGUGUCCGAAGGCGACUCCUCUCCUUUGGUGGAAGAUGAACUUGGGUGCCCAGCAGCUGGAAUGGCCCUUCUUUAAGCCCCAGCUCUUCUUUCUGGAUGGCAGGGAGUCUCCUUAAGUCUCUUUCCGG
Gekko japonicus is the source of this 1344-nucleotide messenger RNA. It is a transcript of the gene SLX1A, whose product is annotated as SLX1 homolog A, structure-specific endonuclease subunit. The transcript has 8 exons. Gene Ontology annotation, cellular component: Slx1-Slx4 complex. The record is from RefSeq and is a predicted model, not a curated record. Lineage: Eukaryota; Metazoa; Chordata; Lepidosauria; Squamata; Gekkonidae. The coding region runs from base 393 to 1292 and encodes 299 amino acids. Gene Ontology annotation, biological process: double-strand break repair via homologous recombination. Gene Ontology annotation, molecular function: 5'-flap endonuclease activity; crossover junction DNA endonuclease activity.